Molecule: messenger RNA, 411 nt
Organism: Epithele typhae
Lineage: Eukaryota; Fungi; Basidiomycota; Agaricomycetes; Polyporales; Epitheliaceae
Exons: 1
Coding region: 1-411 (136 amino acids)
Source: RefSeq, a predicted model, not a curated record
AUGGAUCCUCUAACUUCAGACGAAGUCACGACCGCCCUCCGUGCGAUGGGGGUAGACAUCGAACCCAUUCCUCAGGAGCGCAGGAAAUACCUCCGCCUCGCCCUCGACACCUGUCAGCAUGGCCUCCGCCGUGCGCCCUUCCCCAACCUUGCAAACCUUCCCACCUGGCCCAAAUCCACUCCCGUGUCCUACAAAGCUCGUCGGAACUACCACUACACGCACCGCCCUUUGUCAGCACGUCUCACCCAUGAUCCAACGUCGCUCGUCCAGGCCUCCGAGCGCGGCGGCCCCAAACAAUGCAACAGCUGGGGUCGCGAUGAGGCCGCGGGCCGCCGGCGGAGGCGAGCAUCUUCUGGGCGAUGGCACAAGGUCGGGGGGCUGCGUGGGACCCGCCGCCCCGCGCGGGCAUAG